AGCAGGCGCUCAUUUCCAGACAUAGAGCUCUUUGUGAAGGCUGGCAGUGAUGGGGAAAGUAUUGGAAAUUGCCCGUUCUCUCAGCGUCUCUUUAUGAUUCUGUGGCUAAAAGGUGUCAUAUUUAAUGUCACAACCGUGGAUUUGAAAAGAAAGCCUGCCGACCUGCAGAACCUCGCCCCAGGAACAAACCCCCCCUUCAUGACAUUUGAUGGUGAAGUGAAAACUGAUGUCAAUAAGAUCGAGGAGUUCUUGGAAGAAAAGCUUGCGCCACCCCGGUAUCCCAAACUUGCACCGAACCACCCCGAGUCUAACUCUGCGGGAAAUGACGUGUUUGCAAAAUUCUCUGCAUUCAUAAAGAACCCAAGAAAAGAUGCUAAUGAAAAUUUGGAAAAAUCUUUGCUUAAAGCCCUGAGGAAGCUGGACAACUAUUUAAAUAGCCCCUUGCCUGAUGAAAUUGAUGCUUACAGCACUGAGGAGAUCACCGUUUCCAGCCGGAAAUUCCUGGAUGGAGAUGAGCUCACCUUAGCGGAUUGCAACCUCCUACCAAAGCUCCAUAUAAUCAAGGUUGUUGCAAAAAAAUACAGAAAUUUUGAUUUUCCACCUGAAAUGACAGGGAUUUCAAGAUACUUGAACAAUGCAUAUGCAAGAGAUGAAUUUACAAACACUUGUCCUGCCGAUCAAGAAAUUGAGUAUGCGUAUUUGGAUGUUGCGAAGAGAAUGAAGUAA
Messenger RNA from Egretta garzetta (little egret), 726 nucleotides. It is a transcript of the gene CLIC6, whose product is annotated as chloride intracellular channel 6. The coding region runs from base 94 to 726 and encodes 210 amino acids. NCBI's taxonomy places the organism in Eukaryota, Metazoa, Chordata, Aves, Pelecaniformes, Ardeidae. Gene Ontology annotation, cellular component: plasma membrane. The record is from RefSeq and is a predicted model, not a curated record. The transcript has 6 exons. Gene Ontology annotation, molecular function: D4 dopamine receptor binding; D2 dopamine receptor binding; D3 dopamine receptor binding.